Messenger RNA from Erigeron canadensis, 2713 nucleotides. Its product is annotated as homeobox protein BEL1 homolog. NCBI's taxonomy places the organism in Eukaryota, Viridiplantae, Streptophyta, Magnoliopsida, Asterales, Asteraceae. Gene Ontology annotation, molecular function: RNA polymerase II cis-regulatory region sequence-specific DNA binding; DNA-binding transcription factor activity, RNA polymerase II-specific. The transcript has 4 exons. The record is from RefSeq and is a predicted model, not a curated record. Gene Ontology annotation, biological process: regulation of transcription by RNA polymerase II. The coding region runs from base 504 to 2477 and encodes 657 amino acids.
AUAAAGAUACAUUAUUUGUUGUAUACAUAUUUGUGAAAUAUAUUAUGAACAUACAAUGAAAAUCCUCAUCAUCCUCAUCAAACAACAGUUGUAGAGAGAGUUGAGGGUCAUAUUCUUAUCACAUAUAAAUCCAAGCCUCUUUUUCCUAGGUUUUGUUUUCAUGGCACCUCCUUCUUUUGACAGUUCCUGUUUCAUUUUCUCCACCUUCAACCACCUCUAAUUUAGUUAUAGCUUUCUCUCUCUACAACUUCUUUUUUUCCCCCCCACUUUUUCUAUGGAUUAAAGGUGACACUUUUAAUUUGCUUUUUGUUAAGUUCUUGUUGAAUUCCCACAUGCACAUCAUCAUAAAGAUGAGUUAAUUAACUCAAGAUCUUGAUGAUGAGUUAUUAUGUGACUACAAAAGGAAGCUAGAACUUCAUAAAGAUAUCUCAUAACAAGAUUGUCUUUUUUCUUUUACACCUUUUCAUUAUAACAAUAUCAAUCAUCAUCAUAUAUGAAUUGAAAUGGAUGAUCAAGAAGAGAAGAUGAUGAGAGGAAAUAGUAAUACUACUAUGGUGGAUAGCCCUACAGGUAAUUAUAACUGUUACUCUGAUGAUGAUCAUCAUAUUAAUCACAAUCAUCAUGUGAAUUCUUCAAGUAUGCCUAAUAAUAAUAAUAAUAAUAAUAAUGCUACAACUAGCUUUGAAACAAGCCCUUCAGAGAUUUUCAACUUUGAGUCACUCAACCUAGUGACUCAAAACUCAUCUCUCUUAUGGAAAGCCCCUUCUACUUCUUCUUCUUCUAAACCCAUCUCUAGUUCUGAUUUCUAUAACUUUGACGACUCGUCUCUUCAAAGAUGUGUGUUUCCUUCUGAACCAAAUAACGAAAGGCCGAGCCAAGGGCUUUCUCUGUCUCUCUCUUCGGCUAACAAUCCUUCUUCAAUAGGAUUACAGUCAUUUGAGCUAGUAGUAAGACCACAAGAACACCACUAUCAACAUCACAACCACCAAGGGUAUUUUGGGAAAUCAAUGAGUAUGGAUCAUGAUCAACAACAACAUCAUCAUGAUAUGAUGACUCAAGAUGGAUUUUUUGGGAAACAAGGAAAUAUCAUCAAUAGUAGUAGUGGUGGUGAUCAUGGGGGUGGCUAUAACCACUAUCAAAGUGCACCAUAUAGCUUAAGAAGCUCAAGGUACUUGGUUCCAGCCCAAGAACUCCUUAAUGAGUUCUGUAAUCUUGGAUCAAAGCAAAGUGACAAUUCACCAAAAGCAAAGGCAGUAGCUACAAGUUCAAAUCAGUGGCAAGAUCACGAUAACGCGAAUAAUGCUAGUUCUUCAAAAGCCAAAAAUUUAUCUUCUCUUGAAUUUAUGGAAGUGCAAAAAAGAAAAACCAAGCUUCUCCAAAUGCUAGAAGAGGUUGACAGAAGAUACAAACAUUAUUGUGAUCAAAUGAAGGCAGUUGUAUCAUCAUUUGAAGAAGUGGCUGGUAAUGGUGCUGCAAAAGUUUACUCUUCCUUGGCUUCAAAGGCAAUGUCAAGGCAUUUUAGGUGUUUGAGAGAUGCGAUUGUGAGUCAGAUCAAGACAACAAAGGUCGCGAUGGGGGAAAAAGACGUUUCUGCCCCUGGUUCGAGCCGAGGAGAGACUCCGAGACUUAGGGUACUUGAUCAAACCUUAAGGCAGCAAAGGGCUUUUCAACAAAUGACCAUGAUGGAUAGCCAUCCUUGGAGGCCUCAACGUGGGUUACCUGAGCGUUCUGUUUCUGUUCUUCGUGCUUGGCUAUUCGAACACUUUCUCCAUCCGUACCCUAAUGACGUCGAUAAGCACAUUCUUGCACGGCAAACCGGUCUCUCUAGAAGCCAAGUGUCAAAUUGGUUUAUAAAUGCAAGGGUAAGAUUAUGGAAGCCAAUGGUGGAGGAGAUGUAUAUGGAAGAAACAAAAACAAAUCAAGAAGCUGCUAUGGAAGCAGGGACCUCUAACGCUUUGAAUCCAAACCCGCAACAAAUGGACCUAAAGCCGACUGCUGAUGAGCUAGUUCGAAUAGAUUCCGAGUGCCUGUCUUCCAUCAUCAACCAACCCGAAAAAAUGGAUCGCCACGCAAAAACACAAGACCAUCAUAAUGACUUUCACCAUAUUGGUAAUUUUCCUAGGGCGGUUACAAACUCAUCAUUUGGGGCGGUGGAGCUAGACUUUUCGGCUUACAACAAUCAUCACAACUUUGGUGGUGGCGGUGACGGUGGUACCGGGGUUUCUUUGACCUUAGGGCUACAACAACACGGCAGUGGAGAUGGCACUGGCGGAGGUGGUGCCGAUGGGGUGGUGAGUUUAGCAUUUUCACCUACUUCUCAAAGUUCUUUAUUUUAUAAUGCUCGUGAUCAUAUGGAAGAGUGUCAAACAGCCGGACAAUAUUCUUCUCUUUUGGAAGCUGCAGCUGGUGAUCAAGGACAAAAUCUGCCUUAUAGAAACUUGAUGGGUGCACAACUCCUUCAUGAUUUGGCUGGUUAAUUAAUUAAGAUCAACAAAUUAUAUAUUUAAUUAGCUCUAGAAGUCAUUAUAUGACUAUAUGAAGUUAAAUUAUGGAAAAAAAAAAAAGGAAAUUUCAAGGAAUUAAGUUAAUUAUAUAAUUUUGUACUUCUAGCUAGGCUUCUUCGAUUCUAGCUUAAGGGUAUACUAGCUUCAUUGGCUUUAGAUGUACAAUUAAAUUUAGAACUUCAAUAGCUUAAGGGUAUUUCUUGCUUCAA